Molecule: messenger RNA, 2933 nt
Organism: Syngnathoides biaculeatus (alligator pipefish)
Lineage: Eukaryota; Metazoa; Chordata; Actinopteri; Syngnathiformes; Syngnathidae
Gene: galnt4
Product: POC1 centriolar protein homolog B (Chlamydomonas), like
Exons: 11
Coding region: 224-1978 (584 amino acids)
Cellular component (GO): Golgi apparatus
Source: RefSeq, a predicted model, not a curated record
CUGGCGUUUUGUCGAACUUGCAGUCUCGGCCGCGGUCGCGGAGAACGUGGACCGGAGGCAGAAUUCCGCUCGGUUCCGUCCGCUGACAUCCGCGCGCCUGCGGUUUGCCUCUCCGAGCCGAGGACGACACGACGACGACGCGACGACGACGACGACCGCCGUCCGGCCUCGGAACGACGGCCGGACUCAUGUGAGCGUUUUUGGGACGAGGAUUUCCUCCGCCAUGAGGGGGCGCUGUUCACGCAAACUGGGCGUGCUGGCCAAGUUGUUCAUGCUGCUGUGGGUGCUGUGGCUGGGCUAUCUCCUCCUGGUCCUGUCCCCCUCGGCGUUCUGGUCGGGGGGCCGCGGGUCCUCCCGCGACGCGCCCGAGCCGGAGCCCCGGAAGCUCGACGUCGCCGAGCCGGCCGACGGGAAGGCGGCCUCGCCCGUCUACGCCAAGCCGCCGCCGGACGACGGCGCCCCGGGCGAGUGGGGCCGGCCGGCAAACCUGGACCUGAGUCCGGAGGAGAAGACGCGAGCGCAGGACAGCGUGGAGCGCUACGCCAUCAACAUCUUCGUCAGCGACAAGAUUUCCCUCCACAGGCACAUCAAGGACGGCAGGAUGCCCGCGUGCCGCAGCAAGCAGUUCGACUACCGCCGUUUGCCCACCACCUCGGUCAUCAUCACGUUCUACAACGAGGCCUGGUCUACGCUGCUCAGGACGGUCCACAGCGUCCUGGAGAGCACGCCGGCCGUCCUGCUCAAGGAGGUGAUCCUGGUCGACGACUACAGCGACAGAGGCUACCUGAAAACCCAGCUGGCAGAAUACCUCAGCAACCUGGACCGCGUCCGUCUCAUCCGCAGCACCAAGCGCGAGGGCCUGGUCCGCGCCCGCCUCAUCGGCGCCGGCUUCGCCACCGGCGACGUCCUCACCUUCCUGGACUGCCACUGCGAGUGCGUCCCCGGCUGGAUCGAGCCCCUGCUAGAGAGGAUCGGCCAGAACCCCAACACCAUCGUGUGUCCCGUCAUCGACACCAUCGACUGGAACACUUUUGAGUUUUACAUGCAGAUGGAGGAGCCCAUGAUCGGGGGCUUCGACUGGCGGCUCACCUUCCAGUGGCACGCCGUGCCCGAGCGGGAACGCCAGCGCCGCAAGUCGCCCAGCGAACCCCUCAGGUCCCCGACCAUGGCGGGCGGCUUGUUCGCCGUCAGCAAGGCCUACUUCGACCACCUGGGCACGUACGACACGGGCAUGGAGGUGUGGGGCGGGGAGAACCUGGAGCUCUCCUUUCGGGUGUGGCAGUGCGGCGGCAGCCUGGAGAUCCACCCGUGCUCCCACGUGGGCCACGUCUUCCCCAAGAAGGCGCCGUACGCGCGCCCCAACUUCCUGCAGAACACGGUCCGGGCGGCCGAGGUGUGGAUGGACGACUACAAGCAGCACUUCUACAAAAGGAACCCCCCGGCCCAAAAGGAGAACUACGGCGACAUCUCGGAGCGCUUGCGGCUCAGGGAGAGGCUGAAGUGCAACUCCUUCCACUGGUACCUGACCGACGUCUACCCGGACCUGCACGUGCCCGAGGACAGGGAGGGCUGGCACGGAGCUGUCCGCAGCUCGGGAAUCCGCUCGGAGUGUCUGGACUACAACGCGCCGGACCACAAUCCCACCGACUCGCACCUGUCGCUGUUCGGCUGCCACGGCCAGGGGGGCAACCAGUACUUUGAGUACACGUCCCGGAAGGAAAUCCGCUUCAACUCGGUCACGGAGCUGUGCGCCGAGGUGCCCGAGGGCCGGACGGCGGUGGGCGUGAGGCGUUGCCCCGGCGACCGCGAGCCCGCGCCGCCCGCCAUCUUGUGGGACUUCAGAGACGACAAAAGCAUCUACCACCCUCAGUCGGACAAGUGCGUGACGGCGUACCGCACUCCGGAGGGCCGACCCGACGUCCAGAUGAGGCCCUGCGACCCGCUCGAUCUCAACCAGCAGUGGAAGUUCGAGUGGUAGAGCGGCGUUCCACUACACUUAGUGACCUUGUCCUUUUUAAAAAAAAAAAAAAAAAAUGUAUUUCUCUCUCUCUGGGGGGAAAAAAAGACUAUCGAGGGAAAUUUAAGGAUUGGCCCCCGUUUAGGGCUUUUUUUUUUUUUUUUCAGCCAACGUGUGCUGCAGAAAGAUCGACUAUGCUGACUUUUAGCCGUCGCGUGGCAUUUAAGUGCCUCUGGAAAACUGUCUUUUCAAAAAAUUAAGGAGGAUAAUAAUUCUCGGUAAAUGCGAAAUGUGCACAGACUAACCCGCCUCAACCACUCCAAACCAGCAGGGGGCAGCAUUAGGCCACCUUUACUUCCUGUGUCAUGUGCAUUGACGAAUGUUUUUAAAAGCAAAAAUAACACGUGAAAUUUAAGAUAUUUUGAAAUAAAAAUAGUCAUAAUGUAUUUUCAAACGGAAAUAUAAUACUUUAACACGCUGUGAUAUUUUUUGACAACUCCUGAGAUGGUUUUCCAGCUAUGCGAAGUCCCCGCGAGGGCCAGCCUGGACAAACGUUGCGCAAAAGACACUUUUAUUGGAAAUAAGUGCAAUUUUUCCCGAUGAGAAGGUUCGGAAUUUUUUCUUUUUUUUUUUCCCAGGCGAAAAUCUCUUCGCCUUUGUGAAAGGAGAUUUUGUGCAUUUUAAAUGUGAGUAAAAGAAGGAGAACGACACUGCGGGAUGUGUUUAGUCGUCGCUGUUGGACUUUAAACUCGCCUCUGCUGGAUUUGUUUUUUUUUUUUUUCAUGAAGACUGACUGUACUUGAAGUAGAUGAAAGAAGAAAAAAAAAGGAGAAAAUGUCAAAUGUUUUUGUGUCUUUUGAAAUAUUGUCGGAUUUGAGGGGAAAAAAGUUGACGGAAGCACUCGUGAAACUACUGAUUCGAUGCAGGGAUCACGACAUUUGAAGAAAAAAUGAAUUAAAAACACGAAUGAUUGCAA